UUUGACUUGUGCAUGUGUAUUAGCUCGGCAGUGGUGGAAGACCCGUGUUACAGAGUUUUAGGAAAACCUACAAAAAACAUGUAGCUUUGCUGCCAGUGAGGUCUGAAACAGUAGGACGGCUCAUAAUUUAGACUUGAACUUAAUCUAGAGGGGCACAGGAUGGAAUCGAAUGGCAACCUGUGGAAACGUCACUUGUUUUAUAGAGCGAAGCUUCCUUCUUCCCCUUUGUCCUGGACUGGUCUGAGGUGGGCAGAGGUGGAGACAAAAUCCUGACAAUCAGAUGCAAAGUACUUGUUUAUUUGAUUAUCUAUGCUAGUUAAUGUAUAACCCCGAUGAAGGCGGUGCCGUUAUGCCUUCAGUUGUGAACAUUUCCUCGAUUUAAGGAAAGGUUCAUAGUCUAAUUAAAGACUGUGGGCUCCUCACUUAGCUUGGAUUCACUUGUUGGAGUUUCUCACAUGGGACAGACAUGGCUAAAGGAGUGUACAUCUCUAAAGCCCUGGCUAUUGCCACAGUGGUGCUGACACUUUCUGCGCUUGGUGGCAUCAUUGUUAUGGUCACCAUGUACCAGAUGGAGAUAGCAAGAAAACCACCAAGGCCUCGACCAAGCCCCGUUCCUACUACGCCGAUUCCAACGGGACUUCCACCAACUCUGAGACUUCCUGACAAUUUGAUUCCAGAGAGCUACAAAGUCAACCUUCAACCGUAUCUCUACACGAAACUGCCCAAUGCCACCGAGCAAGUUUAUAAGUUUGAAGGGAACUCAACAGUUAGGUUUAAAUGUGUGAAAGACACACGGACUAUCAUUCUUCAUGCCCUGAAUCUAUUGAUAGACCAAGUUAUAGUGACCCAUGCUAGAACAAGGGAAAAUAUAGCAGUAGAGAGAUACACUUUGCACAAUGACUCUCAUUUCUUUGAGAUCCUGCUUAAGAAACCGUUAGUAGGAAAUGGGGACUAUUAUGAACUUUUCACUAAAUUCGAAGGGAAACUGCUUGAUGAUUUGACUGGUCUUUAUACAAGCCAGUACACAGAGAACGUUAAUGGUGAAGAAGAGAAAAGAUUUCUCGUUGCGAGCCAGCUGCAAGCCACAGAUGCUAGAAAAGUAUUCCCUUGCUUUGAUGAACCAGCUAUGAAAGCAGUUUUUAAUAUUACUAUUAUCCACAGACGUGGCACCAAAGCCCUUUCUAAUGGGAGGGAAGACGAUUCACAAUUUUUUGGUGACGAGUGGAUUGCUACAACAUUUGCCCCAACACCAAACAUGUCAACAUAUCUCUUGGCUUUCACAGUAAAUGAAUUUGAAUACGAAAGUGAUCAACAUGAUGGGAAGGAAAUAUUGAUCUGGGCCCGGCCUGAGGCUGUGACUGCUGGACAUGCCAACUACGCAAAGAGUAUCACUGGGAAGAUUCUGAGCUUUUACGAGAUGAAAUUUAACCUGAAAUAUCCAUUAAAUAAACUAGAUCAGAUUGCCUUGCCUGACUUCAGUGCAGGUGCUAUGGAAAACUGGGGUUUAACGAUGUACCGUGAAUCAGCUCUGCUGUAUGAGGAAGGUGUGUCCUCUUCCUCCGAUAAAGAAUGGGUUGCCAUUGUGAUAGCUCAUGAGCUGGCACAUCAGUGGUUUGGAAACCUCGUCACAAUGAACUGGUGGAAUAACCUGUGGUUGAGUGAGGGAUUUGCAACAUACAUCUCAUACCUGGGAGUGGACGACAUUGAGCCUACAUGGAACAUAAGAGAUAUGUUUGUGCUGAAAGAAAUCCAGCCAGUCAUGGAGCUGGAUUCACUGAAUGCUUCACACCCCCUCAGCCUGAGGGAGUCUGAAAUUGAGACACCAUUUGACAUCUUGGGACUCUUUGACAGCAUCACCUACAGCAAGGGUGCAGCUGUGCUAAGAAUGUUGUCAGCCUACAUGGGGGAGGAAAAGUUUUUUGAAGGACUUAAGAGCUACCUUAGGAACUUCGAGUACAAGACUGCUGACACUGCAGACCUCUGGAAGUGUAUGAACGAGGCUACACAUGAGGAAAUAGAGAGCAUCAUGACAGCAUGGGUCGAGCAAGAGGGCUACCCAGUCCUCAACAUAAAUACCACCACUGGAGAGAUUGCUCAGGAGCAGUUCCUUUUAAAGCGAGCAGGGGACACUGGGCUUGAAUGGCAGGUUCCAAUUAUCUAUGUGAAAUCUGGUUCGGACCUGAAGAAAGACGUACUAAAAGAAAAAGGGCCUGUGAGAAAGCCUAUUUAUACAGUCAAUGAUGAUGGAUGGCUACUAGUCAAUAUAAACUGCAGUGGUUAUUACAGAGUGAACUAUGAUGAACAGAACUGGAAUAGACUUAUUAAGCAACUGGAGAGUGCUUAUGAUGCUAUCCCACUCAUCAACCGAGGCCAGUUAAUUGACGACGCAUUUAAUCUUGCUAGGGCCAAAUACAUCAAUGUCACAUUGGCAUUGAGCACAACCAAGUAUCUGAUAAACGAAACCGAGUAUAUUCCAUGGGAGUCGGCUCUGAAAAAUCUGGGCUACUUUAUUCUCAUGUUUGAUCGCUCCGAGGUCUAUGGCCCCAUGCAGAAAUAUCUACGAAAGCAAGUUGACCCACUUUACAAGUACUUCCAAGAGUAUACUGAUAAUGCAACUGUUCCAACAAAACUUUCUGACCAAUACAACCAAAUAAAUGCAAUUUCAGUGGCGUGCAGCAAUGGUGUUACUGAGUGCACAGACAUGGCAACAAAGCUUUUCAAUGAGUGGAAAAAUGGGAUAAAUCGGAUUCCACCUAACUUAAAGUCCACCAUCUACUGCCAUGCCAUAGCAGCCGGAGAUGAGGAUGACUGGGAUUUUGCAUGGAAACAAUACGAAAAUGCCACAAUUGCCACAGAACAAGAUGUACUGAGAUAUGCACUCUCCUGUACCAAAAUAAUCUGGCUCUUAAACAGGUACCUUGAGUACACUCUAGACCCUAACAAGAUAAGGAAGAUGGAUGCAGUGUCUACCAUAAACUACAUUGCCAGGAAUGUAGCUGGACAAGCUCUUGCCUGGGAUUUCAUUCGGGCCCAAUGGAGCUACAUAAGUCAACUGUACGGAGGUGGGAUAACAUCUGUUGGAAGCUUGAUUGAUGAUGUGACGGAGAGGUUCUCCACAGACUUUGAGCUCCAACAGCUGAAGCAGUUCCGAAGUGAAUUUGAUGAAGAUGGCCUCGGGCCGACCACACGAGCUCUUGAUCAGGCAAUUGCGAGGACUGAAGCCAACAUUAAAUGGGUGAAAGAGAAUAAACAGACUGUGUUGAACUGGUUCAGAGAACAGGCACAGGUCCACUGAACAUUCGCAGGUCUGCACAACUCAGUAUGCAUAGUAGAGCCAGAGCAAUGAGAAACAGAUGUAGAGUAAUGGUGUGGUUAUAGAGACAACAUCCUGUGUUUCACAAUGGUUCUUUUCCCCACAAGCAAAGCUGGUUUCAUAUGGAAAUCUCAUUAUGUUGAAUCAGAAGAGAAAACAUAAGAGAAGAGGAAAAUAAGAAGUAUGUAGCUAUGCAUUUCAUCAUUUUAAAGAAUUUUUUUAUACUUUAUCAGGAGAUAAUCUGAAUAUCAUCGUAUUGCUUUAAAAAUAACCAGAAAAUUGCAUAGGACUGUGCAAUUUUAUAGUUAUCUAUAUAUUACUGGUGCCAGCUGUUGCCUAAUUAACACAAAGUGAAAUAUAAAUAGAAAUACAUGUUAGUCUCAACAUUAACUUAUGAGUUCUUAGGAAUUUGGUUUAAUUUAUUGCUUCACUCAUGUGUAGUUCUACAACUAAAGAACUGUUUACACAGAUGAAGUAACAUCUAAGUAUGCUACUUACUCAGGCAUAUUAAGUAUUUUAAGUAAAUAAAUUAAUUUACUCAAUAGUAUAUUUUUGAAGUAUAGAAACUAGUAUAUGCUCCUUGCCUACAAUCUUUCUAUCUGUUCAUUUCUGAAAUUAAUUAAAAUAUAAAACCUUUGGAUUA
This is a messenger RNA of Pangasianodon hypophthalmus (striped catfish), 3956 nucleotides long. It is a transcript of the gene anpeplb, whose product is annotated as alanyl (membrane) aminopeptidase-like b. The record is from RefSeq and is a predicted model, not a curated record. Gene Ontology annotation, cellular component: cytoplasm. Lineage: Eukaryota; Metazoa; Chordata; Actinopteri; Siluriformes; Pangasiidae. The transcript is spliced from 21 exons. Gene Ontology annotation, molecular function: zinc ion binding; metalloaminopeptidase activity; peptide binding. Gene Ontology annotation, biological process: peptide catabolic process; proteolysis. The coding region runs from base 467 to 3295 and encodes 942 amino acids.